AGAGAGAGAGAGAGAGAGAGAGAGAUGGGACGGGGGCGUGCUCCAUGUUGCCAGAAGGCGGGUUUAAACAAGGGACCAUGGUCGCCAGCGGAGGACAUGAGGCUCAUAGCCUAUAUUCACGAGAAUGGACAUGGCAACUGGCGUGCACUUCCCAGACAAGCAGGGUUGCUGCGAUGCGGGAAAAGCUGUCGAUUGCGAUGGAUUAAUUACCUUCGGCCGGACAUAAAGCGUGGAAAUUUCACCCCAGAGGAAGAAGAGACCAUAAUCAAGUUGCAUUCAUUGCUAGGAAACAAGUGGUCGAAAAUCGCGUCUCGCCUUCCAGGGAGAACUGACAAUGAAAUUAAGAAUGUGUGGAACACAUACUUAAAGAAGCGGCUAAUAUCGAGUGAACCCAAUUCUUCUGUAGACGAGCAUAAAGUAUCUUUCAGCUCAUCUUCCUCUGAUUCAACAAUAUCACAUUGCGACCAAGAAGGACAGGUGGUACAAGAAGAACAAGUGCGACCAAUGAUCAAAUAUGAAAGCCCCCUUGAAGUUUGGGGCGAAGAACAAAUGGAGAAGAAUCAGGACAACACGGAGGGGAUAAUCAAGAUUCCCAUGGAAACUAACAUGGACUUUCAGGAUGUGUUAGACGAUGGAUCUAGUAAUUUGCUAGAUAAUAAUGAUGGAUCCAGUGACGUCGACACUGACUACGUGGGUGUUUCACAUUUAAAGAAGCGAUUAGGAACCGAAGGGUCUAAUCUGUCCAUAGAUGAGCUUAAGGAAUCAUCAAGCUCAUCCUAUAAUUCACGGGUACCAUGCUCCAAUCAAGUUGUUGGAAAGGGACCAGAAGAACAAGCCCAUCCACAAUUCAAAUCAGGUCAGCCAAAUGAUGAGUCGAAGCAAGGCCACAUGGAAGAAUUUCCUGAAACCCCUUUUGAUCCCUGCUUAGACUUUUGGGGCAUGUUGGAGGAUGACUUGUGUUUCUUUCCAUCAACUGUGGGACCAAUGGAUGAGCGUGGGGCCCACCAAGGACCAUUCGGAGAAGGAGAAUCAAGAGGAGAGGUUGAUAGUAAAAGCUGGAUAACAUACUUAGAAAAUGACUUUGAACUGUGGGCCACUGGUGAUGAUAAUCAGCAAGUCUAGAGGAGGGUGCGUUUGAACCUCUAUGGUCAUGCACCCCCUCUGGUGGGUUAGCAAAGGCUGAAAAUGAUCCUGUUAGCACUUAUUUUCAAACGUGGCCAUAGAUUAAACAAUUCCAUUUUUAUUUUUAUUUUUAAUAUACAAAUCUUAUGACUUUAUACCCUCAACCCGGUGGUAAAAAGUGUAUGACACACAAGUCCUCUGGUCACUCGUCCUAACACUCGAAUACAUAAGAAAUUAAAAUACAUGAUCGAUGGUGGAUCCUCGGCAAACAUUUGUAAAGCAUUUCUUAUGGACGUGCGUAUAAAGGUUAUUAUCAUGCGUGUAUUAUUCAACAUGCGUGGAACUUUGUUCAACCUAUGUACAAAUGCUAUAUCACUAUCUGAGUUCCUCUUGUGUUUUCUGUAUGCCAUUGAACCCGCGCAGUAAGUGAUUCCUGCGAUGAUGAUGGGAUGCCCCAAAUUUCAGGUCUGUAAAAUUAAUAAGGCGGGCCACACCAUUUACCAAAAAAAAAAAA
Molecule: messenger RNA, 1636 nt
Organism: Magnolia sinica
Lineage: Eukaryota; Viridiplantae; Streptophyta; Magnoliopsida; Magnoliales; Magnoliaceae
Product: transcription factor MYB58-like
Exons: 3
Coding region: 25-1122 (365 amino acids)
Source: RefSeq, a predicted model, not a curated record